Messenger RNA from Cetraspora pellucida, 288 nucleotides. The record is from the annotation of a GenBank genome assembly. NCBI's taxonomy places the organism in Eukaryota, Fungi, Glomeromycota, Glomeromycetes, Diversisporales, Gigasporaceae.
AUGCAACAUGUUUUUAUAUAUGCAAAAGCUUGGUUUAAACUUAUUAUUUGUCCUACCACUGAUAAUAGAUGUCAUGUUGUUAGAGAAUUUGUUAAUAGAAGUUUCAGAAAGGCUGUUGUGAUAGUUACUAUUCUUGAUUUCAGGAUUACAACCUACUUUGUUACUGUAUUUAAGAUCAGAUCACAUAAUUUGGACUGUUGUCCUAUUAGUGGCUUUAUUACUUUUGUAAAAGACUAUAUUGCCAAACUUAAACCAAAUAGUAGACUCAAUAAUAGUACCAAUUUAUAA